CUCCACUGCUUUCUCUCCGCUCUCAUUUACCACCACCUCCUUCCUACGAGCAGGAGACGCUUCUUCUUCUUCCUGAUUUUUACAACCACUUUCCUGCGAGAAGAAGUAUGUAGAAGAACGUUGGAAAGAAAACAUGGCCUUAUUCUUGGCUGGAUUACUUCGUUUUGUACCCUAUUUUUAUGUAAAGCCAAAAAUGUCGGUUGGUUGAAAGUAAUACAUAAAUUUGCGUCGGGAUAAGAUUCGAUGAGAUUGGAGAGCAGAAUUUGUUUCUCGGAGAAAGGUUGGCCAAGAGAAAGCAAGAAAUAUUUACAAGACGGGAAUCUCACUUGUGGCGGCUCACUCGGUAAAUAAAAUGCGGUAAUUUCCAGCAGCUGACCAAUCCAAAAAAUAAGACAUCCGGUCGCAUGAGUGUGUUAUGAUAAGUGGAAUUACGUCGGCAACAGGAAGACAUUUGUUUCUUCGAGGGACACCAAGACUUGUUAAUUUCGUUUGGCUGUUUAGCGAUAAUGGAAAUAAUGUCGUCCUUGAUAAGAAGUGUCAUAUCCACAAUGCUAGACAUGACUUGAACAAUACUGAAUUUCGUAGAAUCCACACCAAUUCGACCGAUAAGAAGAAGCCAUCAGCUUCAGAAGUACUGACAUGUUACCUGACACAGACCAAUUUCCCUCCAUGGACCUCAUAUUUCAUAAAAUACGAAAGUAUCGUUGAUGACCAAUGGGGUGGUUCACAUUUUAAUUGGACGGUGAAAGACGGUCACAAUUACCACAUUUUGAGAACCGGGUGCUACCCUUAUAUCAAGUACCAUUGUACCAAACGACCUUAUCAAGAUCUUAAGAUUGAGGACACAUUCUUCCGUGUCAUCAAAGUGUUGAAUUUAGGCCUCCCUUGCUUGGCAUAUGGAGUGGCGGCCACGUUUCUUCUCAAGGGGACGCAAGCCUACGUCGAAGAUGUCCUCACAUCCAAGGGAAUCGUGACGAUUUACUUCCUAUAUAAAGAAGAUAAAGGUUCCAUGUACUGAAACGGCGAUUAUGUGUUUAGUAAAUUCUUGUCAUUAGUGUUAGUUAUUUUAGUUAGUUUCGUUUUAUUUGUAUACAUAUCUUAAGAUAAACUGGUAUUAAAUUAUCACAACCAAGUGAGUUUAAGUCUA
Molecule: messenger RNA, 1147 nt
Organism: Folsomia candida
Lineage: Eukaryota; Metazoa; Arthropoda; Collembola; Entomobryomorpha; Isotomidae
Exons: 5
Coding region: 416-1018 (200 amino acids)
Source: RefSeq, a predicted model, not a curated record